AUGUUGUUACUCGAGUUCUUGGCGAAGAGCAUCAAAGAAGAGUUCUCUUUUAGUCUGUUUCUCAGCGCCAGGACGACAAUGCUAAGUGGAGAGAGGAUGCUUGGAGCUGAAGCAACAAUUAUCAACAGAACCUUAGGCUUCAAGCAACAGCGGAGGUUUAACAAUUCUCGGGGAAACAACACGGCCUCAGUGACGACGAAGGUAGCACGAGUUGCUUACCACAAUGACGACUUAGGAGAAACCAUGGCGACCUGGAGCAGUGACGUCGGCAGGGAUACAGAUCGGGCCAGAGGUGAUACGGUGGUGCUCUCGUUUACUUGCGCAACAAGCAAGGUGCUUGCUCGGCGUGGAUCUCUCAGACGAGCUCAACAGCGAUCACACUCAAGAACCAGUGGUGAUAAAGGUCGUCUUUGGAGCAACGUGGAUCGAUGGCGCGACAGAGGUGGCGUCGGUGAACGGAGACGGCGACUCCAUUUCUUCGG
Molecule: messenger RNA, 482 nt
Organism: Microthlaspi erraticum
Lineage: Eukaryota; Viridiplantae; Streptophyta; Magnoliopsida; Brassicales; Brassicaceae
Source: the annotation of a GenBank genome assembly